GCAGAGGCCGCUUCAGAGACAGACAGACGGACUGACGGACACAGAGGAGAGCUGGAGCUGAAGAAUUAAACCAACUCACGCUAACAGCUGACAAACUAACCACAGGGACAAUGUGGCGCGCAGCCUUCCUCCUGCUGGCUGCCAGCAUUGCAGUGAGCCUGGCCAGACCUCACCUCAAGCCAAUGUCCAGCGACAUGGUCAACUACAUCAAUAAGAUCAAUACGACCUGGAAGGCUGGUCACAACUUCCACAAUGUUGACUACAGUUACGUCCAGAAACUCUGCGGCACAAUGCUGAAGGGACCUAAACUUCCAGUCAUGGUUCAGUAUGCUGGAGAUGUGGAGCUGCCUAAAGAAUUUGAUGCCAGAGAGCAGUGGCCCAACUGUCCCACCCUGAAGGAGAUCAGAGACCAGGGCUCCUGUGGAUCCUGCUGGGCGUUCGGUGCUGCAGAGGCCAUCUCUGACCGUGUGUGUAUCCACAGCAAUGCCAAGGUCAGUGUGGAGAUCUCCUCUGAGGAUCUGCUGACCUGCUGUGACAGCUGUGGCAUGGGAUGUAAUGGUGGCUACCCCUCAGCUGCCUGGGAUUUCUGGACCAAUGAGGGACUUGUCACUGGAGGUCUAUAUGACUCCCACGUUGGCUGUCGUCCCUACACCAUCCCCCCCUGUGAGCACCAUGUGAAUGGCAGCAGACCUUCCUGCACUGGAGAAGGUGGCGACACACCCCAGUGCAUCACCAUGUGUGAAUCUGGAUACACACCGGCCUACAAAAAGGACAAACACUUUGGUAAAACGUCUUACAGCGUGGAGUCCGACGAGAAGCAGAUUCAGACUGAGAUAUACAAGAACGGCCCAGUAGAGGGAGCAUUCACAGUCUAUGAAGACUUUGUUCUGUACAAGUCUGGUGUGUAUCAGCAUGUGUCAGGCUCUGCUGUGGGAGGACACGCCAUUAAGGUCCUGGGCUGGGGAGAGGAGGAUGGUGUUCCCUACUGGCUCUGUGCCAACUCCUGGAACACUGACUGGGGUGAUAAUGGAUUCUUUAAAUUCCUGCGUGGAUCUGAUCACUGUGGUAUUGAGUCUGAGAUUGUGGCAGGGAUUCCCAAGUAAAACCUAAGGUUUUGAAGUGCACCGUUGUUAUAUCAUCACUAGAGGGCGACACACUCCACUUGCCUGUCACAGAACUGUGACCACAAUUUACUGCUUUUAGUCCAUUUAGAGUCAACUGAUCACUUUGCUGUCAAAAAAAAAAGCCACAUGCUGUAUGUGCAAACAGAAAACCUCAAGCAGCCUUCACUUCACGUAGGUGGAUUUGCAGAUCUUUUCGCAAAAAUAGCAAGAAUGUGCUUGCGCACACAUCUCCAUUGUCUAACUGAUGGUGAGUGUCUGUGAGAGGGCUUGAGAACAGGUUAGUCUAAAGCUUACACAGGAGGAUGAUGUUUAAAGACACACCUGUGCAUUUAUCUCUGCUGCUUUGAAACAGGCUGUCACUGUUGUAGAGGUGAUUGAAUUUGUCCCUGCCACCACAUUUUUUCUGCACCUGUGAACAUUGUAGGCCAUUUUAGAGCAAUGCAGGAUAUAAUUGAAUUUUUAUUUAAUUGUAAAUGAAUUUUAAGGUUCUGCCUAAUGGAGCAGAUGAGAUAUGUUUGUUUUGAAUGAUUCUAAUUUGCAAAGAUCCCAUUUUUUUAUAUCGAUUGCUACUUUUAUCCCUCUGAUGCAACCACUACUACUCCAUAACAUAACAGAUGUACUGUCUGUAACCAAGGCCUGUUUAGUGUUUUUAAAUUGAACAUUUUUUAAAUAUGGUAGGAAAUUAGUUGGAGUGUAUUUGUUUGCCUGUAUUAAUCAUAAUAUUGGCACAUUGUUUUUAAUUAAAUAAAAAAUUUUAUGAA
This is a messenger RNA of Stegastes partitus (bicolor damselfish), 1885 nucleotides long. RefSeq names its product cathepsin Ba (gene ctsba). Lineage: Eukaryota; Metazoa; Chordata; Actinopteri; Pomacentridae. Gene Ontology annotation, molecular function: cysteine-type endopeptidase activity. Gene Ontology annotation, biological process: proteolysis; regulation of catalytic activity. Bases 111 to 1103 code for a protein of 330 amino acids. The transcript is spliced from 11 exons. The record is from RefSeq and is a predicted model, not a curated record.